CUAUGGAAACGACAACGCAACAACGCUGACCCAUGUCUGUUCCCGGUGUUCGCGGUGUGUUCUUUCUUCUUCGUCUUCAUUUUUGAGGCAAAUAAAAGUAGUUGAAGAGUUUGCUCCGCGUGUCGGUAAGCCAUGUUAGCGGAGACUCGGGGUCCUGACCCGCUGGUGUCUGCCGCUCCACGGGAGGCCUCCGUCACUGGCAACGAUAUCAAAGAUCCAGGGAUUCCCCACAGGCAGAUGGUUGGGAAGUGUCAGCGACGAGCACCAAGCCAAAGAAACUGCUUCUUUGGAGUGGAAACGAGACCACAGCUGGCCUGGGAGGACUGGGACCUGGGCAGAGAAUUUACCAAGACAUUAGUGCUAAAGAACGUCCACAACAAGCUAAAGAAGCUACACAUAAGGCCUCCUGUGUCCAAGAUUUUCUCCACCUUGGCUCCUCACAUAGCUGUCAUCAGCCCCGGGACUUCCUUCUCCAUACAAGUCACCUUUAAACCUCUUCAAAGGUGUGAGUAUGAGGACAGCAUUGAAUUUCAAGGGAAAGAAGGCAGCUUUCAUGUAUGCCUCCGUGCCGUCGUUCCCUCUCACACCCUGGAGGUUCCUGAGUCUGUGAUGCUCCCGCUCUGUGCGGCUGAACACUCCACACACACUGAUUUCCCAUUAAAAAAUGCCAGUAAACUCCAUACUUACUUCCAGUGGGAGUGUCCUGCACCAUUCCAGCUCCGUCCAGAGCAGGGCCUGCUGAAACCCGGUCAGGAGUGUCACACCACAGUGGUCUUCCGGCCACAGGAGGCACUGGUGUACCAGCAGCAGGCUCUCUGCAGGUUUGGAGAGGAGGGCAAGCUCGAGAGCAGCUGCACUGUCCUCCUACAGGGACUAGCUAAAUAUCCACAUCUACUGGUGAAAAAUCCCAGCAGCAAAGGGGGAGAAGAUAAUGGUGGCCCACUGGUGGACUUUGGUCCUGUUGCUGUUGGCAAGAGUUUGCAGAAACACUUUGACAUUUUUAACCCGUCUCCGGUAACGGCGUCUUUUUCUCUGUCACGGCUGCCUGGUGGGGUGCCCUCGUUUGGAUCAGAGUUCAGCUGUGAUGCCACCCGUGGUAGGGUGGCUCCUGGUGGAUCACGGCGGGUUUCAGUCACUUACUCCCCUGCUGUGGUAGAUACUGUUUCAGUGGAGUACUUGUCUCUAAACUGCAAAGGCACGCUCAGUGAAAGUCUGCUCAAACUCUCUGGGCGUUGUAUUGGUCCCAAAGUUGCCUUGUCUUCCUCUGUGGUGGAUUUUGAAUGUGUUGAAGCAGGAGGAUCAGUUGUACGGACGGUGGAGCUCGUUAAUACUUCCACUGCUGAGGCUUUCUACCAGUGGGAUAUUGACUGUAGUGGGAACAGUGUGUUUAGUAUCCUACCAGCAAGUGGCGCUGUUCUCCCACAUAGCCACACCAGAGUGAAGGCAGCCUACAGGCCCACACAGCCUAAUGCACACUACAGGAGAGUGGCAUGUCUCGUACUGGACGGGGAGCCGGUGUUUCUUGACCUGAUUGGUACCUGCCACUCAGGGCACCAGAAACCUGCCAUACUAAAACCUGAACACUUGGUUGUGCACACGCUUCAGCAGGACUGCAGACAGAAUUCACCACAUGCCCCGGCAGCCCUGCGGGGAGGUCAUAAAAUAGAGUCUGACCAGAAAGGGCUGCACUCCCCUGUGGAGGGGCAGUUCAUGUCAGCCACCGCCGUGGAAGACUUUUACCGGGCCUGCUUGGGGCACACGGAUCCUCUCUGUUUGAAAUCUUCAUUGUCAUUGCUACGUGUAUCUGUGGCCCCGACUGAACUGCUGUUUAAUCACAAGCAUACAUCCUCUUCAUCUCCUUCAUCUGCUUUUACGCAGUCGGUCUCUAUCACAAACCACACCAGGAGGAAACUCAGUCUCGUGUGGACUGCCGCCCAAGAGUCUCCAUUCUCCAUCGCUCCAUCAUCCUGUGACUUGGCUCCACUUAAGUCCACCUUGUUCAGAGUGACGUACGCGCCCAAGCAGCUCAAUACUCUGCACGGAGCACAACUUGAGUGCUUUGCAUACGAUAAGCACAGUCCAGACACAGGUGUGUGUCCGCCUUGGUGUGUGACCAUCAGAGUCAUUGGCCACUCCUUUCAGCCAGGCAAAGAACACUUCACUCCACGCUGCUCCGUAAAUCCCCCUCACGUGGUGUUUCCAGCCCUCAGUGUCAUUUCCUAUCGGACAGUCCUGCUUCACAAUGUUGGAGACUGGCCGCUCACUUUCUGUUUGGAGCGCAGCUCAAACCCUGCCCUGGCAGAAUCGGCGUUUGUAGUUCCAAGCUGCGGUUUGAUCCAGCCAGGAGAUCACCAGAUCCUGUCCCUCAGAGCAGUGCCAGCAGAGGAUAGCUCUGACCAGGGGUUUAAAUUACACCUGCAGCUCAAUGCAUCUAAACUCACAAAGGAACUGACAGUUGUCAGUGUGGUGGCAAAGCUGUGUGUGUCUCUGGAAGGAGGCAGCACUUUAUAUUUCCAGCCAACAGCAGUGGGCUCGCAGGCCCAGCGCACCCAUCACAUCAGGAACCGAAGCCUGUUGCCAGUGAGAUUCCAGUGGAGCAUUCCAGAGCCAGACCAGGAGCUUAUCUCUGUCAAACCAGAUGCUGGUGAACUGCAUCCCAAUGAGUGCUGUAUGCAGACGUGGACCUUCAGUCCGCUGGCAGAGAACGCAUACACACUAGAACCUACUCUAACCUACUGGCCUGUCCAGUCACAUGGAUCCAUCAAGUCACACCUCACCCUUGUAGUGGAGGGAGUGGGAUCCAGGGGCUGGAUAGAGGCAGAGAAAUCCAUCCUUGAUGUGGGAGAGACUUUGGUUGGAAGCUGUCGAACUGUUGAGAUUCCUGUAGUAAACAAGAGCCCCUGUCCAGUCUCCUUCGGCCUCUCUGUGCAGCAGAUACUUCUGGAUGAUGAACAUCACUCUGACUCUGCAGCUCAGCCAAGUGCCCUACAGCUGGACUUGGAGAGGGGAACUGUUGCCUCUCACUCCACCAUGGUGGUCCGAUCCACAAUCAGACCGAACAGGCAAGCCGAGUACCUCUGGACCAUCACAUAUACAACUCUGAAUACCAGUGGAUGUGUGAUGUCAUCUCCCCAAGCGCUUUGUGAAGUGCGAGCUAGGGGUGUGUUUCCCACCCUGCAGGCGAUGGAUGCGUGGAGCUGUGGCUGUGUGGGUAGACUCAGCAAGACACACAUAUGGAAACUCUUCUCACUGGACUGUCUCAACAACCAGCUGCUGUCCAACCCGUCCUCUGAAGAACUGACCUUUCAGACUCCCACCAGGCACAGCCUGCACACAAGUCCUUCCAUCUUCACCAAAACCAUGCUGGAUUUCAACUUUGGUUCGGCUCCUGUUGAUUCAGAUCCUUCAGACUUUAUGUUGAUGCUUCACAACCCUGGGUGUAUUCCUGUACACUGGGCCUUCUUGUUUCCGGAGGAUCAACAGAUAGAGUUGGAGUACUGGGCAGUGACGGGAGAGUUCAGUAACACAGAGCUGUCCCAAAUGAAGGUUCAGGACAACCAAUUGUUCAGUGUUUCACCUCGCGCUGGAACUUUGCUCCCAGGCCAGAAGAGGGCAGUACACUUCAGCUACAGUCACGUCUUUGUUGGGACGGAUCACUUUCCUGUUGUGUUCAAGCUCUCAUAUGGCAGAGAAAUCUUGCUGAACUUUCAGUGUGCGACGGUGGAGAGGGAUCAGCCACAUCUCCACUUUGACUCCCACCAACACUCCUUCACCUCCGUAACUAUUGGAGACUGCAGUCCUCCAAAGCAGGUGUAUGAAUUACACAAUGGUGGGGCAGUGCCAGUGUGCUAUGAAGUGGAUGCAGCUGUGUUGUCACAGCUUCAAACUGACAACUUUGACCAUCCAGUGCUGCGCUGCCUCAAUCCACAAGGAGAAAUUCCUCCAGGGAAAACUGCAAAGCUGGAAUGGAUCUUCUCACCGUUGGAGGCGAAGACGUAUCACGUAGAUGUUCCUAUCCACAUCGGAGGUAGUGACUCAGCGGUCGUGAGGUUUGAGGGACGUGGGCUUAGCAGCCUUACACAAGACUCCUCAAACCACUGUAACAGCAGUGACUGUGAAGCUAUUGUACCCAGUGUUACGAGGGUGCCCUUCCCGGGACAGGUGUUGUUGCUGUCUGAGGACAGCAUCUUCCUAGGUGACAUCCCUGUGUGCUCACAGUCUUCGAGAAUCUUCUUCCUCACCAACGUGUCUUCCGCAGACACCGCCCACUAUGAGUGGGACCUGCCCCAACACACCAACCAGCAGGAAGAGGAAGGUGCAAAGGUUGUGCAGAUCCACCCAGACCGAGGUCGUCUUCGUCCGGGGGAGUGUGCCCUUUGUGUCCUCACCUUCACUUCUACUGAUUACCCCACAGUUCAUCAGCUGGAUGUCGUCUGUCAGGUUACUCUGGAAGCUGAACGUACUCGGUAUAACGAUGCUUUGCAGCGCUGGGAAGAAGAAAGAGAAAGACAAAAAAACGAAUUUAUAAUCACGGACAAAAACAUCACAGAGAGCCAAAGAGUUCUGAUCGACGAGACAGUUCCUGUAAGAAAAGGUCCGCCACUCAGAAAAUAUAAGACCCUUCCUCCCAUCUGUGCCAGUGGUGUGUAUGAAGCAGCCAGUGCAGGCACCAAGCUAAGAACGGCCGAGCUGCAGGCACAGCGACAGAUAGCAAAAGUAUGGAGGCGCCCCGACCCCCCCAGACCUGCUCUGCUGUAUCUCAGGGUCACAGCACACUCCCAUGACCUUAUAGAGUACCUAAAGAACUGUCCUGAUUACUUUAAUAAGCAUUAUAGAAGCCUUCAGUCAGUUCAGAUGCAUCAUCCUGAACCCACCGUCUCUACUGGGCUUCCUGCUCCAGCACACAGCCCCGACAAAGAGAUCCUCUUCCACAUACUCAGCUGUCUGCUACGCGACAUACUCGAUGACUCCGCCUUCAUCCAGCGUCUGAUUUCUUCGGCCUCCAAGCCCGACACCUACCGGCCCGCGGGAUCGUCCUCUCCCGACAGAUCAUCGUUUCCAUCCUCCUCCUGUCAGUGUUUGUGUCCCAGCUCUUCUCCCCCCGCCAGGCCGCAGACUUGGGCUCUGAGCAGGGCAGUGGGCAGCGAGGAGAGUGCAGGGAGCUCAGGAAACACGCCCCACACACGCGAACAUGUGUCUGCUUUCAUGAGUGAACUUGUUUUGAUGAACACCCUCCAGAACCUGAUGAUGGAAGCUGUCAGAGGAGAGCUCGUCCUCACGGCGUGCCCCCGCUCUAAUAUCCUGCCACCUGUUAGUACCAGGAGGAGGACGCCCAAACCCCCGACCGGGGAGGAGAAAACUCACCUCUGACACGAAUAAGAUGCUGAACAACUACAUGUGUCGUCAACAGUUGUGUAUUAUUUACAUCUCGUGUGAAUUUUAUUCUGAAAUCUCGAUCAUCUUCA
Messenger RNA from Haplochromis burtoni (Burton's mouthbrooder), 5465 nucleotides. It is a transcript of the gene cfap65, whose product is annotated as cilia and flagella associated protein 65. The record is from RefSeq and is a predicted model, not a curated record. Bases 133 to 5370 code for a protein of 1745 amino acids. The transcript is spliced from 35 exons. Lineage: Eukaryota; Metazoa; Chordata; Actinopteri; Cichliformes; Cichlidae.